Molecule: messenger RNA, 466 nt
Organism: Geodia barretti
Lineage: Eukaryota; Metazoa; Porifera; Demospongiae; Tetractinellida; Geodiidae
Source: the annotation of a GenBank genome assembly
GCCUACUGUUGCAGUGAUCAGAUAUUUUGUGAAAGCUCCUCUUGUACUGCUACCGAGUCAGGGCCUCCACUAGCUCCUAUCCUCCACGAACCAGAGUUCAUUUUCCAGACUGGUCCCUUCAGUCACAUUGUUACUAUUCUGGAGCGGAGCUCCUCAGCCCUAUUACUGUAUUGCAUCUUUAUCUUCCUCUUGCUAAAGUGGUUGCAAGAGACUGUAGCACAAACAAAAAUAGGCCAUGGGCACAUUCCUUUUGCUUCACACCUAUUAUGCACAUGCAGAAACUCUUUCUCCAACAUACUAGGAACUCCAGGUAAAGACCAACUAAGAUUAUCUUUUAUAUCUUAAUGCAGUUUUCCGCUCCUACUGUGCCAGGAAGAAGCACUUCCACCAGUUUUAGCAAAUUUUGUAUCCAGCGAAGCAAGCCUACCUAUAUCACUAAAUGGAGAGUCGGUGAAGCCAGUUGACG